Molecule: messenger RNA, 2751 nt
Organism: Amphibalanus amphitrite
Lineage: Eukaryota; Metazoa; Arthropoda; Thecostraca; Balanomorpha; Balanidae
Product: protein disulfide-isomerase A5-like
Exons: 12
Coding region: 282-2183 (633 amino acids)
Biological process (GO): protein folding
Cellular component (GO): endoplasmic reticulum
Molecular function (GO): protein disulfide isomerase activity
Source: RefSeq, a predicted model, not a curated record
CAUUAGGGUCCCUUCACAGGCUGCUGUUUGGUGAUCCGUCACUGUUUUUAUCAGCAGGCUGCCAGCAUACUGGUGUUUUCUAGCUUCUCAUUAAAUAUAAUCAUGUCCCCUGCCCAUGUAUUUCAUUAACAAGAGGCCUAAAAUAUCAGAACUGUGCCUCCACAUACGAGGAAAUUAGCAGAGUGCUGAUAAAAAUAUUCCAAACAGGGCUUCCAGCUUUUGCUAGGAGCAUUUUUGAUGAAAGUGCUGUGUCAGUGACUCCCACACAAUCUGCUGGCAUCAUGCUUUGGACACAAAAAGCCUUACUGGCCAUACUUAUUCUGGCCGGCUGCAUGCUGCCGAGUCAGCAGCAGGCCAGGAAGGCCAGCCCCGUCGUCGACGUGCAGGACCCCAAGGAGUUCAAGAAGCUGCUCAAGACGACGCCGAACGUGCUCUGUCUGUUCGUCAAGAGCGCCGGCGUGGCCAAGGAGAUGAAGCGUGUGGUAGGCCUGACGGCCGAACAGGUCAAGGGCGUCGGCUCGGUGUUCUACGUCGACUGCAGCGGCGAGGGCCGCAAGAUCUGCAAGAAAUACAAGGUGGCGCCGGAGCCGGCGGCGCUGAAACACUACAAAGACGGCGCCUUCCACAAGGACUACGACCGCAAGAUGACGGUGACGUCGAUGGUGAACUUCAUGCGGGACCCGUCCGGCGACCUGCCCUGGGAGGAAGACGCCACAGCGGAGGACGUGGUUCACCUCAGUAACGCUCAGGCGCUGGCCGGCCUGCUGCGCCGCGAGGACAGGGCGCUCGUCAUGUUCUACGCUCCCUGGUGCGGAUUCUGCAAACGGAUAAAGCCCGAGUAUGCGGCAGCGGCCACGGAGACGCGAGACAAACACGUGUUUGCCGCGAUUGACGUCAACCAGCCGGAGAAUUACGGCGUGCGGCAAAAGUACAACAUUACCGGCUUCCCCACGCUUCUCUACUUUGUGAAGGGCGACGUAAAGUUCACGUAUGACGGGGAGUACAACAAGGACGGUCUGAUGAAGUUUAUGGAUAGCCCCGGCCAGGCGGCGCCCAAGCCCAAAGAGGAGGUCUGGGCCGACACUCCCAGCGACGUGGUCCAUCUCACCGACAACAACUUUGACGACUUUGUCAAGGCCAACCCGUCCGUCCUGGUGAUGUUCUACGCUCCCUGGUGCGGACACUGUAAGCGGAUGAAGCCCCAGUACGAGGAGGCGGCCGCUGCCAUGAAGAAAAACGGCAAGUCGGGCGUACUGGCGGCACUAGAUGCCACCGAACAUAAGGUGAUUGGCAGUCGGUACGACAUCAAGGGCUACCCGACCGUCAAGUACUUCCGCGACGGUGAGAUGGCCUUCGACCUGAACGUGCGCGACAAAGACAAGAUCCUCGAGUUCAUGGCAGACCCGCAGGAGCCGCCGCCGCCCGAGACGCCCUGGUCGGAGGAGACGUCCGACGUGCAGCACCUCACCGACCAGACGUUCAAGGCUUUCCUCAAGAAGAAGAAGCACGUUCUGGUGAUGUUUUACGCGCCCUGGUGCGGCCACUGCAAGAAGGCCAAGCCCGAGUUCAGCGCGGCGGCUGCGGAGUUCAGUGACGACCCCAAGGUGGAAUUCGCGGCGGUGGACUGCACGGUGGAAACGGCCGUCUGCAAUGCCAACGACGUCAAGGGCUACCCGACGAUGAAGUACUACAACUACUUCAAGACGUCGAAGCCUUACGACGGCGGCCGCACGAAAUCGGACUUUGUCAAGUUCAUGCGCGACCCGAGUAACCCUCUGUCGGCCGCGCCGCCGGCGCCCGCCCCGGAGGAGGAGUGGGGUGACCUGCCGGGCGCCGAGCACCUCAAACAUCUCACAGACGCCGGGUUCGACCAGGCGGCGCGGCAGGCGGACCCCAUGCUCGUCAUGUUUUAUGCGCCCUGGUGCGGCCACUGUAAGCGGAUGAAGCCCGCUUAUGCGGAGGCGGCGGCGCGCCUCGCAAAGUCCGGCCAGGCGGGUGUGCUGGCCACAGUAGACGCCACAGUGCAACGGGGACUCCAGGACCGAUUUGACAUCCGGGGCUUCCCGACAAUCAAGCUGUUCCGCGGCGGCCAGGCGGUAGCCGACUACAGCGGGGAGCGCACAGCGGACGCGCUCUUUUCAUACAUGCGCUCGCCGCCGGCCGCGCCCAAGACAGAGCUCUGACGGACGCAGGUCAGAUACUGUUUCCGCGGCUGGCCGCUAGAGGCGCUGCACACCGCCCGUCAGGGGCGCUGUCGGCGCUCGCUCGCUUUCUAACGCUCUUUUUUGGAACAAAGCUCAUCCCGUGAGAACGCUUAGGCGCGUGAUAAGACUGCCGGCGGCCCGGAUCGACUGUGCUGUGUUGUUAUAACUGUGUGACUGUGUAGCUGCAGUUUGCUUGGCAUUCCGAGCGGAGGGUUCAACUGGUACAAUUUACAAUAGUGCUGGCGUGGCGUUGUUACAAACGCCCAACCCAGAGACGAUCUCCGCUUUCCAGCAAUGGUGAAAUCGUGAUGAUUUGAUAUACCACUACUUACUGUUGUCACACUAAUGUUGGUCAUAUGAAUAAAUAAUGUACUCAUUAGUUAAUACCAUCUAAGGCGCUCCCUGGCCCUAACGUCGCAGAUACUGGGCACCUAUUGUUCCGGAUAUGGAUUACCACGCAAACCCAUCGGGACAAUCUCAAAAUACGGUCGUCUUCCGCCGAACUUAGCUCCAAUCGUGUGUUAAGUAGAAUGCUUGAAGAAGGAAA